AUAUAUAUUUAUUGGCAGCUUGCACGUAAAUAUUGUAAAUUUUGUCCCAAGCAAUGGACGCUCUCAAGGAAGCGUCCUUAGACAACGACGAGGUCCGUGAAAUAUUGAAGAACACAACAGAUUUACGACAAUAUUCACGGCAAAUAGAAAAGGAAUUCAAAGAUGUGGAAAACAAAUCGAUUGAGGAUUACAUCGCCGAAUCUCAGAACAUUGCCAAUCUGCAUAAUCAAAUCAACGACUGUGACGAAGUGUUGGAACGGAUGGAGAACAUGCUAAUGAGCUUUCAAAGCGUACUUAACAACAUAAGCACGGAAAUAACACAACUGCAACGUAAGUCGGUUUCCAUGUCGCUGCAGCUAACCAAUCGACAGUCGGUGAAGGCACAGCUUUCACAGUUUAUAGAAGACAUGUCGGUGUCUGAAGAAAUGAUCAACAUUAUUAUGGAUACGCCCGUAACAGAACGUGAUUUUAGCAAUCAGUUGAAUGUUUUAAAUCACAAACUUUCCCUGGUAAAGGAGCUUAGCUUUAAGGAGUCCAAGUCAACAAAUGAUGUGAGCGAAGUGCUGCAAAAUCUACGUCUCAAGUCCAUGUCCAAAAUACGCAAUUAUUUGCUUGAGCAGAUCUAUAAAUUUCGUAAGCCCAUGACAAAUUAUCAAAUUCCACAAAAUGCUAUGCUUAAGCACAAGUUCUUCUUUGAGUUUAUUCUCUCCAACGAGCGACAAGUUGCACAAGAGAUCUGUAGCGAAUAUAUAGACACCAUGAGCAAAAUAUACUACAGCUACUUUAAAAGUUACUCCACACGCCUGACUAGUCUUAAAUUUGAAGAAUCAUGCAGCAAGGAUGAUCUAAUGGGCAUAGAGGAUAAUGCGUCCAAGGGCUUAUUUGCCAAAACAACUAGUUUGAAGCACAAGAGUACCAUCUUUACCAUUGGUAAGCGCGGAGACAUUCUUAACCAGCAGCUGGAAGCCCCUAUAAUAGUGCCACAUGCGCAGCUAAAGAAUCGCUAUACAGUUGAAGCUUUAUUUCGUUCUGAGCAAUAUGCGCUGGUUGAUAAUGCCUGCCGUGAGUAUUUAUUCGUCACCGAAUUCUUUAUGGUACGUGGCGCUCAAGCACAGGAUUUGUUCAAUCAAAUUAUGGGCAAAACAUUGACCUUAAUGAUUAAAAAUUUGGAGACGUCUAUACAUGAUUGCUAUGAUACGAUUGCCAUGUUCCUUUGUAUACACUUGAUUUUUCGCUAUCAGUUAAUGUGCCACAAGCGCUGUGUGCCAGCUUUGGACAAAUACUGGGAUUCGCUGCAGUCAGUUAUUUGGCCACGCUUCGAGCAUGUUUUCCGCAUUAAUAUACAAAGCAUACACGACUGUGAUCCCACCAAGUUUAACAAGGAAAUGGGACCACACUAUAUAACACGUCGCUACGCAGAAUUUAGUGCUGCCAUUGUGGGCAUCUCGGAGCAUUUCCCCAACGAGUUGGUUAGUCGUUUACUCCUCGAAUUGCAAAACGAAGUCGAAUGUUUCAUCUUACGAAUGGCUGCAAUAUUUAGCACUCGCAAGGAUCAGUUGAUCUAUCUUAUUAACAAUUAUGAUCUUGUGUUGGGUGUGCUUAUGGAGCAUACACGCGAUAAUUCCAAGGAAGCCGAGGCGUUUCGUGAACAACUCAAUGCGCGUAGCGCUGAAUAUGUAGAGGAAAUUCUCUCACCACACUUUGGCGGCAUUAUACAAUUUGUCAAAGAGUGCGAGCCAUACUUUGAAAAGAACCAGUCAGAGGAGUUGCGCAAACAAGAGCGUCGUAGUCUGGGCUUGGUUGCCAGUUUUUCAGCUAACUGGAAGAAAUCCCUGGAGGAGCUCAACCGAGAAGUGCUUUUAUCGUUCCCAUCAUUGCUAACAGGCUCGCAGCUGCUACAACUAGCUCUAGCAAGCCUUGUUCAAUAUUAUCAUCGUUUUCACAAGCUACUGACGCCAAAUGCGCGUGCCCAGCUCACAAAUAUACAUGUAUUAAUGGUUGAAAUCAAAAAGUAUAAGAGCAACUAUUAAGGCAACAUUUCGUUUAGUUUUCAAUAGUGUUUUUGUAUGUGUAUUAUGUGUGCUAAGUGCAACAUUC
Molecule: messenger RNA, 2097 nt
Organism: Drosophila busckii
Lineage: Eukaryota; Metazoa; Arthropoda; Insecta; Diptera; Drosophilidae
Gene: Vps52
Product: vacuolar protein sorting-associated protein 52 homolog
Exons: 6
Coding region: 54-2030 (658 amino acids)
Biological process (GO): Golgi to vacuole transport; retrograde transport, endosome to Golgi; endocytic recycling
Cellular component (GO): GARP complex
Molecular function (GO): syntaxin binding
Source: RefSeq, a predicted model, not a curated record